UGUGGUCUCUGAACAGCUGACACCAGAAGAAGAACUCCAGCUCUUCUAUUAAUAGCAGUAUCCCUCAGAGUCUCAGACCCGCUUCACCCGUCUCACCACAACCACCCGUCUCACCUCCGUCCGUCAUGCCCAGCAGCCAGGCCCGGUCCCGGGCCAGAGACCGGAACAAUGUCCUGAACCGACCCGAGUUCCUGUCUCUGAACCAGCCCUUCAGCAGGGAGCAUGGGGGUGGAGGUGCUCGAAGAGCCAGCAGACCGCACAGUCAGCAGGAGGACUUGGGGGGGAGGGGUCCCAGGGACUCUUCAGAUGGGGUCCCGGUUCCUGAUGGGGAGGCAAAGGAGGAUUGUAUGCAGCUGAACCCGUCGUUUGGGGGCAUCGCCAUCAGCUCCCUGCUGGCCAUCGACAUUAGCCUGUCUAAGCGUCUGGGGGUCUGCGUGGGGACACGGGGGUCCGGGGCUCCCAUGAGGUCCAUGGUGGUCCUGCUGUCCCUCAGUGGACACGCCUUUACCUGGUUCUGUGGGGCGCUGAUCUGCCUGUGGAGGAGCAACACGCUGGCAGGACAGGAGGUCCUGGUGAACCUGCUGCUGGCUCUGACCCUUGACCUGAUGACAAUCGCCGGCGUGCAGAAGUUGGUGAAGCGCAGAGGACCCUGGGACUUCCCGCCGGGGUUCCUGGACUACGUUGCCAUGGAUACGUAUUCUUUCCCAGCAGCCCACGCCAGCCGGGCCGUCAUGGUGUCCAACUUCCUGUUGACUCACCUGGUGCUGGCGGUGCCCCUCAGGAUCCUGCUCUACCUGUGGGCCGUCCUGGCGGGCGUGUCUCGGGUGCUGUUGGGUAAACACCACCUGUCGGACGUCGGCUGUGGCUUCGCCCUGGGCCUCCUGCACUUCAGCCUGGUGGAGUCCGUGUGGCUGGACUCCGACACCUGCCAGACCCUCAUCUCCAUCGGCACGCUGCGCUGGACUCCGCUCAUCUGAACUGGUCUGGACCAGCUCUGCAGUACUGCACACGUUUUUUUUUUAAUUAGCCUGUCUGGACUCGAUCCUCCAUUGAGGCCAGUUUGGACUUCACGUUGAGAAACUCCAUGACGACUGAUUUCGGGGAGUCUUGGGAGCUGCUUCAGAUAGUGGUUCAAAGAUGCUGUAAAGACAUUAAGCGCCUCCCCUCCCAGUGGACAACCAGUAAGCCCCUCCCAGUGGACUACCUUUAAACCCCCACCCUGCUGCACUACGCUGAUGGAUAUUCUAUAUUGAUGUAUAGAUAUUUUGACGCGUUUCAUCACAGUUCAGUCAUAUACUAACGCUGACAGAACAGAUAAAUGAAGUUCUUUAGCAGCAAAACAAACAGAAAACGGUUUAAAUCUGAUAUUAAAUAAAAUCCUUUCAUCCAUC
Pungitius pungitius (ninespine stickleback) is the source of this 1391-nucleotide messenger RNA. RefSeq names its product inactive phospholipid phosphatase 7-like. Gene Ontology annotation, cellular component: nuclear envelope. Gene Ontology annotation, molecular function: sphingosine-1-phosphate phosphatase activity. NCBI's taxonomy places the organism in Eukaryota, Metazoa, Chordata, Actinopteri, Perciformes, Gasterosteidae. The coding region runs from base 126 to 977 and encodes 283 amino acids. The transcript has 4 exons. The record is from RefSeq and is a predicted model, not a curated record.